AAAUCUAAGUAUAAAUUAUUAUAAACUUUCGUAGCUUUUUUAUAUCUCAAAACUAAGUGACAUGUGAGCAUACAGGAUUAACAUCUGUGUUGAGUCCUGUAUGGUAGCUUUUGCUGGAUACGAACCUACAACACCUGUACAUAAUUUCAAGAUGAAAUUGGUUCGGUUUUUAAUGAAAUUAACAAAUGAGACGGUCUCCAUUGAGCUGAAAAAUGGAACCAUCCUUAACGGAACAAUUACUGCUGUAGAUAUGCAAAUGAACACUCACUUAAAAACUGUCAAAAUGACCGUGAAAGGACGUGAACCGGUUCCUUUGGAGACUCUGUCCAUUCGUGGUAAUAACAUUCGUUACUACAUUCUCCCAGAUUCUUUACCCUUGGAUACCCUCUUAAUUGAUGAUAGUACAAAGCCAAAACAAAAGAAAAAGGAGGCCGAUCGUGGCCGUGGACGAGGACGUGGUCGCGGCCGUGGUCGCGGCAGAGGCCGGGGUGCUGCUCGCGGAUUCUAAGAUUAUCGUAAAGUAAACGUUUGAUCUUUAGUGUUACUUUCUGUUCAUUUAUUUUCAUUUGGCUGUGCUUACUACAGUGCAGGACUUUGUGCAAUGUUCAUGACUAAGUUCUCUUACCUUGAUAAUACAAGUUACAAAUUGUGGUUCCAUCAUUGGUUUUUUGAUUAAAUAAACAAUAAAAAAGAGAAAAAAGAGAAUGGAAUAGCAAUGGUUUUACGGUGGGCAUCAACCUUCCAGAUUGCUUAAUGCAAUUUGUAUAUAGAAUUUCCAGACGUAUUUCAUAAGUAUACGAAAUCUCUUUUUAUUAUAUUUCAAACUUAGGUUAUUAAGAAAGGAACAGGACAUAAAAACAAAAAGGAUAACAAAGUUUGACGUAGAACCAAAAAAAAAAGGUAAAUUAAUCCUAGUGUGAUUUGUUCUCACACGGACACAAGUCAUUUUACAUAUUAGACUUAAAGCUUCUCAACAAGUUCGGGAACAGCUUCAUACAAAUCCGCAACCAAGCCUACAUCAGAAUGUUGGAAAAUGGGAGAAUUUUCAUCACGGUUGAUGGAGGCAAUGACUUUGCUGUCUUUAAUACCUGCAGUAUGUUGAAUGGCACCGUCGACACCAACAGCGAUAUACAAUUUAGGUGCAAUAAUUUUACCAGUCUGUCCAAUCUGCAAGGAGUUGUCAGCAUAGCCAGUAUCAACUGCAACACGAGUGGCACCGAUAGCAGCGCCUAGUUUAUCAGCAAGGGGAGUCAAGGUCUUUUCAAAAGUAGCCUUGUCUUUUAGGGGACGACCACCAGCGACAACGCGUUCAGCAGAACUAAGAUCAGGACGUUCACUUUUAAUAAUAUUUUCGCUCACCCAAGAUUGUAGAGCAGCAGGCUUGGGGUCCACGCCUGCGGUAACAGGAGCUGAUCCAUUGUCAAUUGCGGGAGCGGGAUCAAAAGCAGAUGCACGCACCGUAACGAGCUUAACAGGGUCCUCGGUUUUAACGUGAACAUUUACAUUACCAGCAUAAGUAGGGCGAACAAAUGUCUUUUCAUCUACAACGCGAAUUACAUCGCUAACUUGCAUUACAUCCAACAUUGCAGCUAUCCUUGGCAUGACUCCUUUUCCAAGGGUACUGUGUGCACUAAAGAUAUGAGAGGCAUCAAACUUUUUAGCAUUUUCGUACAAGAUCUUAGCGAUCUGAUCGGGCAAAUAACGAUCAUAGGCAUUAUUUUCGACAUGAAUUACCUGCUUCAAGCCAUCCACUGUCUUGGAUGCUUGUUGGGCGAUUUGAGAUGCAUUUGGUCCCACAACAAAAGCAAAAACGUCUCCUCCGGUACGUUUUGCGGCUUCGAUUGCUGAGAGAGAAGCUGGUUUGGACUUUCCAUCCUGAUGUUCCAGAAGAGCAAGAACGUUGAAAUAUCGUUCGUUUGUUUUAUUGAUAAAGGAACGAGAUGCAAUAAAUGAUCUUGAGAUGGACCUAUAUGCGAUUCCGAUCAUUAUAUUUGCUUUUGGUGGUGUGUGUGUGUAAGAAAACAACAGUUGCUCAGUCUUGAACAGAGUAGCAAUCCGUGCGGCCUCCAAAGAACACAAAGUAGGCCAGAUUUAAUCUACUAUUUAUAAAAUUGUAGUAAAAAAUAAAAAGGAAAGAAAACAUAAGAAACAAUUUCUUACACACAACUUGGUUACGAAUGUGGCCAUUGGGAUUUUCGCGUUUUGAAGUUCUCUCAACAUCAUGAUGGGAGUUUUUUAAGGACAUAUAUAUCAUUAAUUCCCUUCCAAUGGUUUAUUCAUUAAAUAUGUUUUCCUAUCAAAAGAGCAUGCUCUGAAUCCAAUGUCUAGCCUGAACUAUUAUAUUCAAAGUAUCAAUGGGAAUAAGCAUCGGGGUUUUCUUUCUUUUUUUUUUUUUUUUUUGAGCUACUUUUUUUUUCUUCUCGUACUGGUUUGUUUUCACUCAUAAUAAGAAUAAUUAAGAAAAGAAAAAUUCAUUGAUUCACCCAAAUCAGUCUACGAAGAAUUUAUCAAUAGAAAUUCACAUGUUUAUUUACCUGUUUGUUUACAUUUUUGAGAGACUCUUUACCUGCGUUAAAAGGACAAAGGAAAUACUCUUGGAAGCACUACGAACCGUACUUUUUUAUUUUUAGAAACUU
Schizosaccharomyces octosporus yFS286 is the source of this 2636-nucleotide messenger RNA. Its product is annotated as Sm snRNP core protein Smd1. The transcript is spliced from 3 exons. NCBI's taxonomy places the organism in Eukaryota, Fungi, Ascomycota, Schizosaccharomycetes, Schizosaccharomycetales, Schizosaccharomycetaceae. Bases 101 to 508 code for a protein of 135 amino acids. Gene Ontology annotation, molecular function: RNA binding. Gene Ontology annotation, biological process: spliceosomal snRNP assembly; RNA processing. Gene Ontology annotation, cellular component: U2 snRNP; SMN-Sm protein complex; U12-type spliceosomal complex. The record is from RefSeq and is a predicted model, not a curated record.